This is a messenger RNA of Rosa rugosa (rugosa rose), 1326 nucleotides long. RefSeq lists its product as uncharacterized. Lineage: Eukaryota; Viridiplantae; Streptophyta; Magnoliopsida; Rosales; Rosaceae. The transcript is spliced from 14 exons. The record is from RefSeq and is a predicted model, not a curated record. Bases 55 to 1251 code for a protein of 398 amino acids.
CAACUUCCGAGUCUGGACUAUUCACACAGAGAGAGAGAGAGAGAGAGAGUUGAAAUGGAAGAGUUAAGAAAGCUAGAAGAGGUACAGAGAACACUGACGUUUCUUCAAUCGCGAGGCAUCACAAAUGACAAUGACGACUGUAAUUGCUUCCUUUCCAAGCUCACCCUCCUCCUGGUACAACCUUGUGGGGAGCUUGAUUUGGAAAACAAGUGUGCUUUGGUUUCUGAGUAUAUGCCGAAGAUAUCUGCUGCAAUUCUUGAUGAAGCAUCUAGCAACCUCACCGGCAAAGGCUAUGAAGAAAAUUGUGUUGAAAAUUCUUUGCCCCUUGACUUUGGCCACAAGUCAGAGUCUGGUCCAUUGCAAACUAAUUUUGAAGAAAUAGCUAUGGUGGGACUGGAUGCAAUGCAACGAGCAAAUUCAACUCUCGAAGAUUUUUGCAGGUCUUAUUUUAUGUUUCAUGGCAUGGAUAUAAACAAACCACAAUCAGUAUUCCAAUAUCUUCCUAUGCUUUCAUUUGUAGAAAGUUACAUUUAUCAGCUUGACGAUUUGAAUGAGAAGACGGUGCAAGCAUCAAGCAGUGAAAUGACCAUUUCAGAAAGAGGAACUGCAGUGGAAGGUCUUGGGAAAAUUUCUCAGUUUUCAAAUGUGUUUAAAAGUGAUCCUUUCAGGCCACUCGAAUGUCUACUUGAAUCCCAUGUCCUUUUGACAAAGAGAAUGCAAGAUGAAUUCAAGUGUGGAGAAGAGUAUUGGGCUCUGGAAAGAAAACUUUGUCAUGCACUUAAUAAUAAAUUGCAGAUCUCAGUUGAAGAUGCAAUGAAGGCAAUUCAUCUCAAAUCCUUUGAUUAUCGAGUGCUGAAUCUUUUACUGUACCAGUUGAGAGGAGAAAAGGUCAAUGAGUUGCACAUGGAAUUUCUGUCUGUCUCAGAAUUCCUAGUUGAAGUAGCUGAUGAUUUGUUUGACUAUGAGGAGGAUGUAUUAGAAAAUAAUUUCAAUAUAUUGCGCAUGUUUGUCAGAAUAUAUGGAGCUUCUGCCCCUACAGUGCUGGCAAAAUACAUAACUGAGGCCGAAGAGAAGUACAAUCAAGUGUUGAAAGCGUUGGAUCCUCAGCUGUCUAUGCAUUACCAGAGAAGAUGUGUAGAAGCCACUAAAGAAGGAGGGAAUAUGUCAGGGCAUCCUCUCGGAACAUGGAGCAUACCACCUCUAAUAUUAGAUGAGGAAUUCUAUCGAUGCAGUCUAUUAGAUACAAAAUAAGCAGUUGUAACCUUUGAUUUAAACAGUUGGAUUUUGGUGUAGUCAAUAAAAUGGGUUUUUCUUUUCUUCGCUAUA